This is a messenger RNA of Plenodomus lingam JN3, 858 nucleotides long. It is a transcript of the gene DHG2, whose product is annotated as L-rhamnose-1-dehydrogenase. Gene Ontology annotation, molecular function: oxidoreductase activity, acting on the CH-OH group of donors, NAD or NADP as acceptor. NCBI's taxonomy places the organism in Eukaryota, Fungi, Ascomycota, Dothideomycetes, Pleosporales, Leptosphaeriaceae. The record is from RefSeq and is a predicted model, not a curated record.
AUGAGCAGAAUGAGCGGUCUCUGGAACAAAGAAGCCAGCACGCCCGCGGCCCCAACCCCCCAACUCCUCGCCGGCAAAACCAUGGCCAUCACCGGCGGCGUCACAGGCAUCGGUCGCGCCAUCGUCCUGGCCUACCUGCAGCACGGCGCCAACGUAGCCGUCAACCACAUGGGCGACGCGCAGUCGAGCGCACAAUUCGAGUCGCUGGUGGAAGAGGCGGCGCAGGCGCAGCAAGUAAGCAAAGAGGAGAUGCGGAAGCGGGUGGUGCAGGUACCGGGGGAUGUAGGCGAGCCGGAGACGGGCAAGGCGCUGGUGGGCGCGGUGGUUGAGAAGUGGGGACGGUUGGAUGUGGUGAUAAGCAAUGCUGGGAUUUGCGAGUUCAAGGAGUUUUUGGACAUAACCCCAACCCUCUGGUCAAAAACCCUAUCCACAAACCUCACCGGCGCCUUCCACACCCUCCAAGCCGCCGCCCACCAACUAACCUCCCAAUCCCCCCCCGGCGGCUCGAUAAUCGGCAUAUCCUCCAUCAGCGCCCUCGUCGGCGGGGCCUCGCAAGCCCACUACACCCCCACCAAAGCCGGCGUCCUCUCCCUCAUCCAGUCCGCCGCCUGCGCACUCGGCAAAUACGGGAUCCGAUGCAAUGCGCUGCUGCCGGGGACGAUUCGCACGCAGCUGAAUGAGGAGGAUUUGCGGGAUGAGGAGAAGAGGCGGUAUAUGGAGGGCAGGAUUCCGUUGGGGAGGACGGGGGUGCCGGCGGAUUUGGCGGGGCCGGCGGUGUUUUUGGGGAGUGAGUUGAGUGGGUAUGUGAAUGGGGGGCAGUUGUUGGUGGAUGGGGGGUUGUUUGUGAAUUUGCAGUAG